Dermacentor albipictus is the source of this 1022-nucleotide messenger RNA. RefSeq lists its product as uncharacterized. NCBI's taxonomy places the organism in Eukaryota, Metazoa, Arthropoda, Arachnida, Ixodida, Ixodidae. The record is from RefSeq and is a predicted model, not a curated record.
GUGAAGGAAGAAGAAGAGGAAGAAAAAGUCUCGCGCUGGUUCAAAUUGUACGCUGGUACCACCGUACCACCACCGGUACGCUCACCGGCUCACAGAGCAUCCGUUGAGGAGGCCGUGGUGCGGCGGGAUUCGGCUGCGUGAUUUCUACUCCGCCACAAGCACGCUACCUGCCUCUACGCUGGAUGCACUACGCAUAGAAAGCGCCUGCUGCUGUGACCCACAACCUUUCACUGGUCUCCACGGCUGAUUUAGAAGAUGCCUCGGACCAAGAAACUGGGUGCACGUUCGCACCAGCCGUCACCCCUUCAUGGAGCUGACACCAACAGCGACCAAGUCAGGCACCUGGAGUUAAUGGUCAAAGAGCUGGAGUGCACGUUAGAGUCAACAUUUGCCACAACUCAGGCCAACGCACGUCGGAUCUGCCGCAACGUAGACAUGUGGUACGACAACAUCAUCCGCACCGUGCCCAAGGAAGUGCUAAACCGUCCUUACAAGGAGGUGUGGGACAGCAUAUCCCCGAGCCCAACUCCAGACAUGUCUGUGGCGACUGCAUUGCUACCAAGCUCUGCUGGAUCCUCGGUUGUUGCGAGCGCCUCGGCUGAUGGUGAAGCAUCAACCUCUAAACAGCCACAAAAGAAGCCAACAACGGCACGAAAGGCGCGCCAGGGAGAGACACUAGUGCCCCUCACGGGCAGCCCUGUUUCCGGCGAGCCUCCGGAGGUUCCCGUGCAAGUCCACAUCGACAAAGGCCAGCCACAUCUACUCGCCUGAGAAAUGAGUGCGGAGCGAUGAUGAGUUGCUGCGACUGUGGGUGGUCAAAGAGAUAGCCAGCAAUACCAGUGACGAGUCUGUGAAGAAGCUGUGCGAGGCGAUCGAGAACCUCUGCAAGAAGUUGUGACACCUAAUGCGCCCACGACUCCUGGCAUCUCCAACUGCCUUUGCUGCAGAGUUUUUAAGCUCCCCUCUUGCGUUCCUUAACUUAUCGUGUAAAAAAAGUUUGCGUUUGACAUUGUGGUCUUUAA